Messenger RNA from Dioscorea cayenensis subsp. rotundata (Guinea yam), 2921 nucleotides. RefSeq names its product G-type lectin S-receptor-like serine/threonine-protein kinase LECRK1. The record is from RefSeq and is a predicted model, not a curated record. Bases 1 to 2742 code for a protein of 913 amino acids. The transcript is spliced from 5 exons. Lineage: Eukaryota; Viridiplantae; Streptophyta; Magnoliopsida; Dioscoreales; Dioscoreaceae. Gene Ontology annotation, biological process: protein phosphorylation. Gene Ontology annotation, molecular function: protein kinase activity; ATP binding.
AUGGUUGAUUGUGGUAAUGGUUACCUCGGCAAUGAUCGUGCUUGUACAAUUUUAGGAAUUGGUGAUGUGAUUAUUAAGCAUGCAAAUGGGAAGGAGCAUACAUUGACUAAUAUGAGAUGUUUAUCGGCAAGUGAACAUGAUGAUGUGUAUGUUUGGCAUAGUCGGCUUGGUCAUCUUAGUGAGCAUGGAAUGAACGUUUUGGAGGAUAAAAAGCUUAUUCCUUUAUUUGAGAAUUCAUCUCUUGAAUUAUGUGUGAAUUGCAUCAUGAGCAAGCAACAUAGAGUAAAUUUUAAGAGGCAUGAAUCUCACGGAAAGUUGAAGGUAUUGGAAUUGGUUUAUUCGGAUGUUUGUGGCCAUAUGAAUGUCAAGUCUCUUGGUGGAUGUGGCUCCUUCGUCUCCAAUUCUGCUAAUUUGGUUAAGUUACAAGCUCUUGUGAGCUCCAUUCAAGCUGCAUCAACCAAUCAACUAAAUCCGCAUCAUAUCUUCACUACUAAUUUGGAUGUGCAUCAACUCCAUCGCGGCAAUCAUUUCAACCCGGAUGGGAGAUUAUCUCAUUGGAUCAAUUGCAUCACGGACGCUAUUCGCCUAGCGGGCAAUCCUUGUUUACACCAUAUUCCCAAGGAGUGGAGUCGACCUGCUUCCAAACUGGCUAUACAUGGCUUGAGCCUUCAUGUUAUUACCAUGUUCCAUCAAGCAGCAGCACCAGCACUGGCACCUGCACCAAAAGCCAAUUGCCAAAUAAACUUAGACUCCACACUCAACACAAGUUCCUCAUGGCUCUCCCCUUCCGGCCGCUUCACUUUCGGUUUCUACCCGGAAGGCAGUGAUGGCUUCAAAGUCGGAAUACAGUUCAUAGAGUCUCCUAACAAAACAACAGUCAUUUGGACAUCAAACAGAGAUAAAUCACCAGUGUCCAAAAAUGCCACUUUGAAGUUUGGAAAAGGAGGUCUCAAACUCCUCUGGGCAAACUCACAAGGCGAAGAUCAAAACGUUUCCAACUCGGAUCAAUCAUCUUCGGCUUACUGUGCUUCCAUGCUGGACUCUGGCAACUUCGUCAUUUAUGACUCCAACAACACUGUUAAAUGGCAAACAUUCGACUCCCCGACCGACACAUUAAUGGCAGGCCAGGUGCUGCGCAGCGAAAAUGACCUCGUCGCAAGCGUCUCUGAAACGAACCAUUCCAAAGGGAGGUUUCUGCUUCGAAUGCAAGCGGAUAGCAACCUGGUCAUGUAUCUUAUACCUUCCGAUUUCUACUGGUCUUCAGGCACAAGCAGGGAAGGAUACUCCAUCCUGAACCUCGGCCAGGAUGGAAUCCUCUUCCUUACAAAUAAGGAUCAAUCCCAGCGUAAAAAUUUAACACAAGGUGACCAGAGCAACAACCCAAAUACCAUUCACCUUGCGAGGAUUGACCCAAAUGGAGUGCUGUAUGUAUAUGCCUAUGAUUUAUUGGAGAACACCUCUAAUGUUUUGGAUACACGGCCAGAUGAUCAGUGCAAGGUGAAGGGCAUAUGUGGGUUCAACAGUUUCUGCUCUUCAUCUGGAGAAAAGCAGUUGCUUCAAACAACCGCUGCCUUUGAAGUAUGCAUCGAAAAUCGCAGACACAAAGUCUUAUCCCAAUAUAGAGUCUUCAUCAAGCGAACUGUUCGCAGGAACACAACAGUUCCAGGCCUUGAUGGAGUUUCCGGUGUUGUAAUAAAGAAAGAGUUGAGUGGUGGACCUCUGAUAGUCUUCGUGGUCGUUGUUUCUGGGUUGAUCAUCUUCAUCUUUGUCUUUUUUUUCAUUGUAUUCAAAUGUCAAGCUGGAAGGUAUAGAAUGAUGUGGAGAAGGAAAGAGCUAGCCUUAACUGAUGAGAUUGCACCGAUAUCAUUCUCUUACUAUGAGUUGUAUGAUGCCACUGAAGGUUUCAAGGAAGAGGUGGGGAAGGGAGCCUUUGGGACUGUGUUCAGAGGCACCUUACAGAGCACAGGGAAGGUGGUGGCAGUGAAAAGGCUUGAGAAGGUGAUGGAAGAGGGAGAAAAAGAGUUCCAAACAGAGAUGAAGUCAAUUGGCAGAACACAGUAUAGAAAUCUAGUACGACUACUCGGCUUCUGCAAUGAAGGUUCCAACAGGCUUUUAGUGUAUGAGUUCAUGAGCAACGGAUCAUUGGCUGACCUCAUCUUCAAACCUGAUCAUCAAAAUAGACCUCCUUGGAAUGACAGGUCGAGAAUUGCAUUGGAUGUGGCCAGAGGACUUCAUUAUCUGCAUGAGGACUGCGAAACGCACAUCAUCCACUGCGACAUAAAACCGCAAAACAUUUUAAUGGAUGAGAACCGGUCUGCAAAGAUAUCGGAUUUCGGGCUGGCCAAACUAUUGAUGCCUACUCAAACAAGAAUAUUCACUGGCGUCAGAGGAACAAGAGGGUAUCUAGCACCAGAAUGGCAGCAGAACACACCUAUAACUGUGAAGACAGAUGUUUAUAGUUUCGGUAUUGUGGUGCUAGAGAUCUUGUGCUGCAGAAAGAAUAUGGAGUUGGAGGCUGAGGUAGAUGAAAUCAUACUUUCAAAGUGGGUUUACAGUUGUUAUCUUGCAGGGGAGUUAGAGAAGCUAGUGCUGGAUGAAGAAGUAGACAUGGUGGAGUUUGAGAGGGUGGUGAAAGUGGCACUCUGGUGCAUCCAAACGGAUCCAAUUCAACGUCCUUCUAUGAAGAAUGUGAUCAUAAUGCUGGAAGGGUGUGUAGAAAUCUCCUCCCCUCCACAGCCAUAGCUACUCACUAAAUUUUCGUUAUAAUUAGCAGUUUGUGUUUUCAAUCAUCAUAUUUUUGCCUUAUUAUAAGUUAUUGUGUUGUAGCAGUCACCUUAAUGAACCACAACCACUUAUCAUGUUUAAUUCCUCUACUGUACAGCAAGAAAGACAAAUUGUUGCAUUUUAUUUAUAUAAAUAUU